AUGAAUCCAAAGUCAUCGAGCUCUUCAGAAUCUUUGACUGAUGGAAAUUUCAGCCAGAAGAAUUUAGAGAAGUUUCCUCCUUUUAUGCAAAUUUCUCAAUUCGAAACACUCGAUUUUUCAUUUAAUCCGUUAUCUUCCCUUGAAACUUUACCAAUAUUACCACUCCUUGAAGCCCUUAAUCUAGAAGGAACUAAAAUAGGCUCAUUUGCAAAUUCACAAAGACAACCUACACUGAAACAACUCAACAUUAUAAAUACGCCGAUUUCAUACUAUCAAGGAUUUCGUGUUAUGUCAAUAAUAAUAUUUGGACCGGGACUUACUGAGAUAAAUGGACAAAAAGUUACCCAGCAAGAACUAUUAGCCGUUGAAAAAUUAAUGCCAAGAUUGAGACCACUACUAUUAGAUGGAUGGAUUUUGACAAAUGUCGAACCACCGAGACUUAUGCAUAGUGAAACACAUGCAAGCGGCUUACUUGAUGAAAUUUCUUCAGAUUUCAAAAGUAAUAAAACAGAAUCUCAAACGAUAAAUAAAAAUCCAUCACCAACAGCAGUAAAAAGUGCAGAUAAUCAAAUUCCUGAUAUCCAAAAUCUUCUUAAAUCAGAAAAAUCAAAAUCAUCUUCCCGAAGAAACACAAAAACGAAAAAUAGCAAGCAUAAAUCAAAGAAAUCAUCAUCUAAAAAGAAAUCUUUCCAAACUCCAAAGCUCGGAAAGGUUCCCGAUUUACAAGAAACUCCUUUAUUAAAGCCUGAACCAAAGAUCUCGGCAUCUUUGACACCAGCACCUCCUUUACAGAUUCCUAUUACAAAUACAGAACAAAAACCAGAAAUUAAAAUAGAUUUGAUGAGAUUUGAAAGUUCAUCAACGAAAUCAGAGUCAACAUCAACGAUGGAAGAUAAUUUACAGAUACAACCGAAUAUAAUACCAGAAGAAACUCAUAAAGAACUACAGAUUGAGCAGCAAAUUGUUGCCCCAAUUCUUCAAUUAACACAGAACGAUGUAAAGAGCCAAGCAUCACGUAAAUAUCAUUACCAUAAGAACAAGAAUGAAUUAGACCUUAAUUUACCUAUCAGUACCGAUAUUUUCAGGGAUGAUUCUUCAUUUUCCUCAAGUGUAUGCGGUCCACGCGUUAUUCUUCAGAUAUCUCCUUUGUUCUCUGUCCAAUCACCUCUUAGAUCAAGAAGCUCCAAGCCAAACCCAGAAUUCGUCUUUAUAAGCCUCAUUCAAUCGAAAUUUUCUUCUUCAUCUUCAAAAAGUGACACUCCAAUCAAAACAUCAAAUAAAAGUGACAAAUCAAAUAGUACAUCAACAAAAAGCGACAACAGUCCAAUAAAAGAGAGAAGCAGUUCAGUCAAAAAUCCAAUAGAAAUUAAAAUUUCAAAUUUGACACCGAAACAAAGCGAAAACAGUGAUGAUGAAGAAGAAUCAGAAGUAGAAUCACAAGCUCCACAACUAGAUAAAGUUCCUUCAUCAUUAAAUCCGUUCAAUUUCAAGCCAAGUCAAGCGAAAUCAUCUGAUUCAAGUGAAGAACUUUCUACACGUUCGAAUUCGAAUUCAGAUGAAGAAGAAAGCGAAAACAACCAAAUCUUCAACGAAUUUGUUAAAAAUUUUGAUGAAGAAGAAUCCGAAAACAAACAAAAUUUUGAAGAAGAAGAAUCAGAAAAUAAACAAAAUAUAAAUGAAGAAGAAGUAGAGGAAGAAGAAAAACAUCAAACAGUAAAAAGUGAUAUACCAGAAAGUAGCUCAUCGCUAAGUAAUAUCUUUGUUGAUGAUAAUGAUCUAGAAGAGGAAGAAGAAAAGAAUGAAAAAUCUGAAGAAGAUGAAAAAGAUUUAAGAAUCAAAAAAGUGACAAAAAUUGAUGAAGAAAAAGAAAAGAAUAUUUUUGUAUAUGAAAAAGAAAUAAGUAAGAGCGAAGAUGAAGAGGAAGAAGAUGAUGAUGACGAAUUACCUGUUGUUAUCAAACCUUCGAAAUCUUUAGUUGAUUCUCCGAAAUUCAACUUAUUUUCUAAAGAAAAAUCACCUGGAUCGGCUCAAAAAACUAUUAAAGCACCUCCACUGCCUAUUCCUGACCCUGGUCUUGAGAAAACUUCAGAUGUAAUCACAAUUAGAACGGUUGACCCAUCUGGACAAGCUCACAAACAUCACCACCAUCAUGGGCAUCGACAUCAUAAGAGGAAAUCUUCAAUUGAAGAGCCCCCAAAGAAGAAACCACCACCACCUUUACCAGAUUUCGAAGGAAAUGUGGAGAGACAGAUAUUAGAAGAUAAUAGGAGAAAAAUAACUCCUCUGCCUAAGAAAAUAGAUUCGAAAAGACCACCUCCUUUGAGAACAUCCUUUGCUUGA
This is a messenger RNA of Trichomonas vaginalis G3, 2340 nucleotides long. RefSeq names its product ribonuclease inhibitor domain-containing protein. The record is from RefSeq and is a predicted model, not a curated record. The transcript has a single exon. Bases 1 to 2340 code for a protein of 779 amino acids. NCBI's taxonomy places the organism in Eukaryota, Parabasalia, Trichomonadida, Trichomonadidae. Gene Ontology annotation, molecular function: protein binding.